Myotis davidii is the source of this 3899-nucleotide messenger RNA. It is a transcript of the gene ARHGAP27, whose product is annotated as Rho GTPase activating protein 27. Gene Ontology annotation, biological process: signal transduction; regulation of GTPase activity. The record is from RefSeq and is a predicted model, not a curated record. Gene Ontology annotation, molecular function: protein binding. Gene Ontology annotation, cellular component: cytoplasm. The transcript is spliced from 17 exons. The coding region runs from base 429 to 2420 and encodes 663 amino acids. Lineage: Eukaryota; Metazoa; Chordata; Mammalia; Chiroptera; Vespertilionidae.
UCACAGCUAAUACGCUGUGUGUUUUAUAAUGAUAAUGUGAUCAUAACAACAUCGCCCUUAGUGCAUCUCAUUUAAUCUUCUCCACAAUCCUGUGAGGUAGGUGUUCUGUCCCCAGCUCACCGGAAGCAGCUGCAGAGAUAAGGUGAGGAGGAUGAGUCCGGCCCCAGGAAGUUGCUCUGAUCUUACCCUGGAGACAUCGGAGGGGCGCCCUCCUCCCCAACCAGGAUCCAGGAGAAGAGGAGAACCGAGUCGUUGGUAGGGAAAUUCAGCCAGAAGUAGCUCCUGCUUCCAGAAAUCUCUCCAGCCUAGCCCUUGAGUCCCGGCCCGACGAGAUGGCAGGCGCCUAACCUGCACCCAUCGCAGGCGCAGCCCAUCCAGCCCAUGGGCUCCCGAGGACCCGCCCUGCCAACGGAAAGGCCGCGGCCGCGAUGGCGGCGGACGUCGAGGGGGAUGUGUAUGUGCUGGUGGAGCACCCUUUCCAGUACACUGGCAAGGACGGCUGCCAAGUCGCCAUCCAGCCCAACGAGCGCUAUCGGAGUCAGAACUCAUCAGCAGCCUGCCUCAUGCAGCACUUCCGCAGCCCUGACAGGAAAUGGGCUGGAGGCUCAGCCUCCCACCAUCUCAAGGCCACUUCUUGUUUCCCUUUUGCCCUGUGCCAGCCGGGGUUGUGCCCCGUGGCUCCACCCCCAAAGCUUCCCAGGGCUCCAUCCCAGCAGCUCGGAGGGGACAGGAUGGUGGACGUGAUUGCCAAACUGACCAGGAGGCCGAGCCGGGCCCUUCGGGUGCAGGUGGAUGAAACCUCAGAGCCCGUGUAUGCAAACAUAGAGAGACAGCCUCCAACCACUUCACCUGUCGCCGCUGCGGGCCCCAGACCCGGCCAGGUGUGGGAGACACACACGGACACGGACACCGGGCGGCCUUACUACUACAACCCAGACACCGGCGUGACCACCUGGGACUCGCCCUUCGAGGCUGUGGAAGACGCCACCAGCCCCGCCCACUCCCUGUCCUCGGUGGGCAGCCACGAGAGCCUCGAGACUGAGUGGGGUCAGUACUGGGAUGAGGAGAGCCGCAGGGUGUUCUUCUACAACCCGGUGACAGGCGACAAGGUCUGGGAGGAGGAGGCCCAAGAGCCCGAGGAGGAGGAGGAGGAAGAGGACGACAACGACAACACGUUGAAGAUGCAGCCAGGCCUGAGCCCCCGCAGCCCCAAGGACCAGAGGCCUCCCACCCCUGAGACAGACUACCCUGAGGUACUGACCAGUUACCCCGAGGAGGACUAUUGCUCUUCAGGCUCCUUCAGUGAGCCCGGGCCGGCCUCUCCUUUUGUCACGCCUCCCGGCUGGUCAUGCCACAUGGACCCGGAGGGGCAGACACUCUACACCAACCAGUUUACCCAAGAGCAGUGGGUGAAGCUGGAGGACCAACAUGGGAAGCCCUACUUCUACAACCCCAAAGACUCCUCUGUUCGGUGGGACCUGCCCCAGAUCCCAAUUCCUGCCCCUCGAAGCAUCCUCAAAUCCAGCCAAGACAGUGAGACCCCAGCCCAGGCCAGCCCUCCGGAGGAGAGGAUCAAGACCCUGGACAAGGCAGGCGUGCUCUGUCGCACCAAGACAGUGGACAAGGGAAAGCGGGUCCGGAAGAAGCACUGGAGCACCUCCUGGACGGUGCUGGAGGGCGGCAUCCUGACGUUCUUCAAGGACUCGAGGACCUCAGCUGCAGUCGGCCUGCGGCAGCCUCCUAAGCUCUCGACCCCUGAAUACACAGUGGAGCUGAAGGGGGCCUCUCUUGCCUGGGCCCCCAAAGACAAAUCCAGCAAGAAGAAUGUGCUGGAGCUGCGGAGCCAAGACGGCUCAGAGUACCUAAUCCAGCACGACUCGGAGGCCAUCAUCAGCACCUGGCACAAGGCCAUUGCCCAGGGCAUCCAGGAACUGUCUGCAGACCUGCCCCCGGAGGAGGAAAGCGAGAACAGCAGUGUGGACUUCGGGUCCAGCGAGCGCCUGGGAAGCUGGCGGGAGGAUGAGGGACGGCCUGGAGCAGCCGCUCCUGUCCUGAGCCCUGGGGUCCAGGAGAGCGACUUGAGCAAGGUCCGGCAGAAGCUCCUCAAGUUCCUACUCAAGAGGCCCACGCUGCAGUCGCUGCGGGAGAAGGCCCAGCGCAGCCGCCUCGUGCGCAGCCUGGUGCACACGCUGCCCGCCCCCAACCACGAAACCAUGCGGCUCCUCUUCCAGCACCUGUGCCGGGUGAUUGAGUACGGCGAACAGAACCGCAUGUCCGUGCAGAGCGUGGCCAUCGUGUUCGGGCCCACGCUGCUGCGGCCCGAGACGGAGGAAGCCAGCAUGCCCAUGACCAUGGUGUUCCAGAACCAGGUGGUGGAGCUCAUCCUGCAGCAGUGCUCCGACAUCUUCCCGCCGCACUGACCCCCACGCCGGCGCUGGCCACGUGUGUCCUGCCACGCGGCUAGACUCGAUUUCAGAGACCCUCCACUUCCCCCCGGUCCGCAGGCCGCGGGGAAUUCUGCGCCCUCAGUUCUGAGGGUAUGGUGACCCUUGGUGGGUAGCUCACAAUAUGUGAUUUUCCCCUCACCUGUCCUGUUUUGGGGUUAGUUGGGUUCUGUUCUUUAUUACAGCGCCACCUCCUGUGUGUGCGCGGGCGCGCACACGAGAAUGUCGUGGGGGGCGGGGGCGGUGAGGGUUGUUUCUGGGAUGCCCAAGCCCCUUGUUGCAAGGAGUAAUUUGGGUGAGGGGCUUCCUGGCUUCUGCAGGCUUGAGGCCUUAACAGAGACCCUGUGGGCUGGCACUGUGCCCGUCAUGAAGCACCUUCCCUGCGGCCGAAACAGGACUGACCCGGGCCUCCAGUGCGGGCAGCUGAACCUGCCUUCCCUCAGGCGCCAGGAAGGAACUUCUGCCCAGCCCUCCCACUGGCUGGCUGUGGACAGUUUUCGCCUGCUUUCUUGUUUGCGGUUCCGGGCCUCUGCCCUCCUUGACCCACUUAUGUUCUGUGCCAGGGGUCUUCCCCUUGGGUAAAUGUGUGCCUGGCAUCUGCCACCCGACAUGCACCAUUUCCACACACGAUCCCACUUUACAGAUGAGAAAGCCGAGGCUUGCAGAGGCAAAGUGACUUGUUCAGGGUCCAGUGGGUGAUCUGACUCCCCAGCUCAAGCUCCCCUUCUACCAAAGCACAGCCUCAUGGUGGGGUAAAAUCAGUCCUUUCAGCUACCCCCUCACCGCAGCAGGGAUUGAUGGGUAAAGCAAAAAAAAAAAAAACGAAGCUGGGUGGGUUCUGUCUGGGCCUGGGGAGGUGAGCGCCUGGACCUGGAGGUGAAGAGGGAGCCUGCCCAGCUGUUCUUCCCUGGGGGAGGGGAAGUGGCACUAGCAGGAGCCCCUCUCAGUACCUGGCUGUCAAGUAUGCCUCCCUGGUGGCUGCCUUGCCACUCAGAGUUGGGAGAGGCCUGCAGGAUGGAGGGGAGGGGAGUGUAACCCCCACAAAGGCAGUGUGGACCCCGGGGUCAGCAGCCCCCUUUCCUCAUGCACAGACCACAUCAGUUUAUGGGUCUCACCUCCCUGCCUCUCCCACCCGCUCGCUCACUCCACAAGCAAUAAUAGCUAAUAUUUAUUGACAUUUGCACCAUGCCAAGCGUUGCACUUGGAUCAUCCUGUUCGUCUCUCACAGCCAAUAUUUAUUACCUGCUCUUCUGUGCCAGACACUGCUCUGGAGCAGAGUGCCGCUCGUUGCCUCCCUGGUGGAGCUUCUGGUCCGGUGGGUGAGGCUGCCCCCAGCCCACCCCUGAUGCCAGCGGGGCUUGGGCAAGAGUACACGUGGAGGCCACACCCGUCGAGAUACUGUAAACUUACAAAUCAAGCUAACGACUGUUCAAUAAAAUACGUUUUGUUCUCCUA